Messenger RNA from Trypanosoma conorhini, 2658 nucleotides. RefSeq lists its product as uncharacterized. Lineage: Eukaryota; Euglenozoa; Kinetoplastea; Trypanosomatida; Trypanosomatidae. Bases 1 to 2658 code for a protein of 885 amino acids. The record is from RefSeq and is a predicted model, not a curated record. The transcript has a single exon.
AUGGCGGGUUCUGAAGAUGUGUGUUCGUUCAUUAUAGAGGCACUGCAGCGUCUUGUGCAGCCGCUGGUGUUUGUACGUUCCGAGUAUGCGGUUGCCGCGGUGCCGUGCGGGGAGCUGGGGACGCGCGUGGGCGAGAACGAGGAGACACACGCUACGACGCCAGGCUCGGCGGACGCCGCAGCAUCGCUGCUUCCCGCAGCGACAUCCGAGGAGGAGGCCGCGGUGCGGGCCAUGGCACGGCGUCUCUUCGAUCACGCCCUGCGACGGUGGGCGGUGGACACCGAGGAGGCGAUGCUGAACGGACUCGGGAGUCAGCGCCGUCGGACCCAAGCGGCCCGCUUCCUUAUCACCUCCACGGCGUCGAUGGGCUCCACGGUACCCCUCGUUACUGCGGUUGUGUACUCUUUUUUGCGUCAUCAUCGCCACCUGAAACACAGUGCGGAGUCUAUCACAGGAUAUCUGCAAGAUGCGUUAGAACUUCUGCUUCUGUGGUCGCAUCCUGCCAUGGGCGUCGCUGUCUCCGCAAGUGUGGUGGGGCCUCAGCCGGAGGUCACCACCGAUGUGCAGUACGGCUCUCCACUGCUCCCCCGGCCGUGGACGAAAAAUGAGGUGCUUCUCGCAGUGGCGUGCGCGCCUGAGUGGAGUUUGCGUGAGCUGUGUGGAAGCCGCCGCCUCGCUUCGUGGAUCCAUCGAUACAUCACAAGCACCAAACUUGUCCCCGCCGUUGUGGCCACGCGUCUGGCGCGGUGGAGUUGGCUGGAACGCCGGCUGCGGCGUUUGAUGACCCCGGCGGACGUGGCGGUGCUGGCCCGAACGUUGUGUGCGCUGCUUCUUGCGCUUGAGCUUGAGCUGGUGGCGGGUACAAGUAGCAGGGGCCCGCUGCCGCGUGACGUGGAGCGCGAUAGCGAAGGCCUGACGUUGCUGCUGGGGAUCCUCAACGAGCGGGGCGCGGCCACCACGAGGAGCGGGACGCGAGGAAAGGAAAAGAAGGAGCAUUGCACAAGCAGUUGUGAAGGUCGGCUGCACGGCUUCGAUGAGCGUCUCUCGACUGUGGCGGCAGAGACGUCUAUGGAGGCUUUUCUCAGCGAGCAGCCGACGUGCGUGGACUUCGUUGCGGCCACCGACGCCGCCUUUCGCGGUGGUGCGAGAGGCCCAGCGGUGGCUGUGCGGCGUUUGUGCGGCGUUGCCGAUGAGUUGUACCGAUUUCUUUCCGAGUGGAUGCGUCUCACGGUCAACGCGAGACUCGACGCACUCACCGCGCAACUUCCACGCAUUGGCGGCGGUGGCGCGCCGCAGCCGUUGCCGAGGCUCACAAUAGUGGUGGGCCACGUGCAGGAGGCCCAAGACGACGCGUCACAUGCCCUACCCUUGUCGAUGGUGCCGGUGCACCUCUUCGGUGAUUUGGUGCUCGAUGCGCAGCUGCGCGGGGUCAGGUGUCGUGACGGCGGUGACGCCGCCUGUGGCGUGGGGCCGUUGAACUGUGAGGCGGCGAAGAGCCUGCGUGGGGCUCAUGUGAACGGUGGCAGUCAUGUGCACGAGGGGGCGCGUGCACUCGCGCGUAUCCCGCUUUGGCUGGGCGCGGACGACGCACAAGACGACGUUGUGGGCGAUGGAGGGAGGGCGGGGGCGCAGAUGUCUUCGUGGCUGGCUGGCCUUGUCGUCGCCGGCGCCGUGCGCUGCUUUGACGCGUCCCCCGCCCACUGGCAGCGGCGCGCGCUCGCGUGGAUGAGGGACGUGGUCGCCGCCACGAAUGUGCGGCAAAGGCAAUGGAACCCCUUCUUGCGUCUCCGCCUGGGCGGCGUGCGGGAGACGCCUUUGCUGCUGUUGCGGCACGCCUUCAGCGAGGUGCGCUACGCGUUAGCGCCGUGGACCAUGUUCCCAUCCUUGCCGGGCGACGUGGGCGCAGGGCGUGCGGUGCGGGGCCGCCUCCCACGAGAGUUUCUCGACCCCGGGCUGCAGCCGCAGAAGGGCCUGAUGCACGGCCACGCACACUGGACCGUGCCGGAGCUGGAUUACAUCGAAGAACUGCGGCAGGGGUACCAGCGGGUUUUUGCCCGCGCCUCGGUUGCGUUGGCCGCGGGAGCCGAGGACAUAAGUCUGGGGCUGCACGUCGUUCCUGCCCCGUUGCACCUUCAGCAGCGGCUGACGGCUGAGGGACGUGCGAGGAUUGCGGGGGCGGUAACUGCGUCGUUGGCAGCACGGCUGCUUCCACGCCCCUCACAAGAGGAACAGCCCCGCGCCGCCCUUUUCUCCCCGGAUUGCUCUGCGCGCUACUGUGCUUUCCCUCCAGACUCUGCCGCCCAUCGUCGUCUGGCGGCCCGAGGCGGCUUGCCUGACGCUGCGUCCGUCAAGGGGAGUCUCUGCGCGGCCGCAGAACUGCCUCCCGCCAGUUUCCGCCUGCGGGAGAGCGAGACCGAGUUGACGGCGGGGGGUGCGGAGUACUUGGCGCGGCUGUCGCUGUCCCCGCCGCCACAGCCGUCGCCCGCCGGGAGUGGCGAGGGCCGUGGCACCGUGCAGGAUGAGGCUCCCGUGGGCCCUCGCGGGGCGACUGCGGGUGGUGGUGGUUGCGCCUGCUGCGAUGCCGCUCCCCUCGCGUUGGAGGAGUGGAACCGCAUGAUUGAAGACAUGCUGCUGCCGACGGCCGCCGCUGGCAGCUGA